AUGGAGCAGAUGGAGCUCCUUUCGGAGUCUGAGUCCAUGUCGGUCGACCUCCAGAUAUGUUCAGACAGCGAAAGCUUGAAGAGCUGGUCGCCGGAUGAGAGUGGGUCGGAGUCUCUUCCGGCGUCAGAUAUGCCAGAUAUUGACGUGGAUCAGGCAAAUGCGACGCCGGUCGCAAAUUUUGACACCGGCAUGGCAGGUGCCAAGCAGUGGCCUGAGAUCACGAUGAUUGCUUUAAGUCGUAUUUUGUCGCAGGCGGUCGAGCGUGUGCACAAGGCCUUCCAAGAACUUCUUCUGUGUAAGUUCACCACGCGGGCGGUCGCCAAGAGAUCGACGCUGCAGUUCAAUCUUUUGAUGGGUCGGUCGGAGCAUGUCUUUGGAGAUAUCAGGGAUGCCUUUCCGACUCUGGAAAUGCUAGGUCCUGACCGGCCGGUCGCAGAGCGGUGGGCACUGGCCAAGAGAGCAGCUGCCAACGUCCCAAGAAUAUGUCGGUGUCAUGUUGCAUGCCGGCCACCACCCGUGACGGUCGACAUCAGCGGUAGCCCAUGCCAGCCAUGGUCGAGAGCUGGACAGAAGAGGCGCUGGACCGACGGUCGGUCUGACCUUCUCCUGCUAUGGGCAGCCCUUAUGUUGAAGCACGAGCCGCCGGUCAUACUGCACGAAAACGUGUCUGGCUUUCCCACGUCGGUCCUGGAGGAUCUCAUGCAGGAAAAGUAUGUCAUUCAUCACUUGCGGGUCGAGCCACACCAUGUGGGCUUCACCUGUGUGAAUCGACCACGGGUAUAUUCCGUGCUAGUACAUCGGUCGAGAGCGUCGGUUGCCGAUAUCCCGACGGUCUACCAUUUCGCGACAAGCUUCUUCAAUUCCGUCGGUGGUGGACUGUCCAUCAGAGAUUGUUACAUAGGGUCGGUCGAGGAGACUCUAGAAGAGGAGAACUUCUGUCGCAGAGCAAAGGGUUUAGACAUGGUGCAGACGCCAAGCCGGUCGUGGGAAUGUCUGCUGACUGAGCAGCAGCAGAAAUACUUGGCAAAGUACCGUGAAACUUGGCAGCAGUGCCGGUCUGACAAAGAGCAGGAGCCGGUCUUUGAUCUCAGCCAAAACCCUGCACGUUUCCUUAAGAUGACUACAAAAGAUGGUCGCUUGCCAACUUUCCGCACGAAUACGAAAAUUUGGGUGGAUGGUUUGAGCCGAUGGCUUCUGCCGGUCGAAAUGGCAGCAGCAAUGGCAAUGAACUAUGGGGUCCUGGGGCAGCCCAACCGACAGCAGGUCGGCAACGGAAUGCAUGUGGCCAACUGUGGAGUAAUGUUGGCGGUCGCCUUGGCCUGUACGCGUUGA
Symbiodinium sp. CCMP2592 is the source of this 1332-nucleotide messenger RNA. The record is from the annotation of a GenBank genome assembly. Lineage: Eukaryota; Dinophyceae; Suessiales; Symbiodiniaceae.